This is a messenger RNA of Pipistrellus kuhlii (Kuhl's pipistrelle), 2782 nucleotides long. It is a transcript of the gene NXT2, whose product is annotated as nuclear transport factor 2 like export factor 2. The record is from RefSeq and is a predicted model, not a curated record. Lineage: Eukaryota; Metazoa; Chordata; Mammalia; Chiroptera; Vespertilionidae. Gene Ontology annotation, cellular component: nuclear pore central transport channel. The coding region runs from base 483 to 830 and encodes 115 amino acids. Gene Ontology annotation, biological process: protein import into nucleus. The transcript has 4 exons.
UUGAUCACCUGAGCUAGAAAUUAAACUACCGUAGUUCUUAAUUGAAAUGGUAGGCUUGGCUGGGUAAAUGCCUAGGGAAGAAGGUUUUUUCCCUGCAGGAGAAAACCCCGUUUCUUUUCUUUCUUUCUUUUUUUCGAUUUUACAAUUCUUUGGAAAUGCUGGUAAAUUUUUAUGUAAUGUGAAGAAGUUCCCUAAGUAUCUCAUUUUUCAAAUAGUUCAUUGAACUUUAUUGUUACUAUACCUUUUUUUUUUAAUUCAACAAUUUGAUUUUGGUCAUAAUGCCUCUCUUGAAAAAAGAACUCAGCACUUUCCAAAUUUAUUCAGUGGCAAUUCUUCCACCCUCACUUUUUUAAAGUUUCUGGCUGUAACAUUUUUAUUACGGUGAAUGUUUUGUAAAAUAUUGGAAGCCUAAAGAUUUUAAAACUUAUGUAGACCAGGCAUGUAAAGCCGCAGAGGAAUUUGUCAAUAUUUACUAUGAGACAAUGGACAAAAGAAGACGGGCACUGACCCGUCUGUACCUGGACAAGGCCACUUUAAUAUGGAAUGGAAAUGUUGUUUCAGGGCUGGAAGCCUUAACUAAUUUUUUUGAGGUGUUGCCUUCUAGUGAAUUCCAGGUUAAUAUGUUAGAUUGCCAACCAGUGCAUGAGCAAGCUACUCAGGCCCAGACUACAGUUCUUGUUGUGACCAGUGGAACUGUGAAGUUUGAUGGAAACAGACAGCACUUCUUCAAUCAGAAUUUCCUGCUGACUGCUCAGACUACUCCUAACAACACUGUGUGGAAGAUUGCAAGUGAUUGCUUCCGUUUUCAAGAUUGGGCUAGUACUAGUUAAAGGGAAAAAAGUCCAUUUUCCUUUAGUCCAUUAGUUUCAGCAACAAGUUUAUGUCAAUUAAUUCAUUUCAUUGUAGUUUUAAUUCUUAGCAGCAUCUUUUUAGCAGCUGCCAGUUUGGGUUAUUGCCCUUAAGAGCUUUAAUGCUAGAAUUUUACAUGCCUUACAUACAUUUCACUGAUAACAUACUUAUAGUAAUAUUAUAAACACAGGAUCUCUGUACUAACAUACUGUGAGCCCAGCCUAUUGCAAAAAUGAAAUCCUUUUUAUAAUACUAUCUACAGGAUAUCAGCACAACAUAAUUCUCUGGGAGGAAGUAGAGUAUUUUUUUUGGUUAGGUUAAUUUUGUAAUAGAACACAUAUGUAUUUUCAGUCAACACUGGUGAUACAAUUUUGGUAUAAGGCUUUUUCAAAUAAGUUCAAAUGAAAAUAUUACUACUUUUGGUUUGCAUAACUACUUUGACAUAUUAGAAUCACAGAUAGAGAUGUUCAGUGUUACCUAAUGUUUUCCAUGUUAACAUGUUCUUAUGAAGUGAAUUAAUAUACUAGAGAGGUAUAUGUUCUUAGUUGAUACCUGGGUAUUGGAUAUAUUUAGUGACUUAUAAGCAAAACUUGUUAUAAAGAUUUUUCAUGGCAGCUCCAGGUUUAUAACUUUAGGUAAUGAAUGUUAGUGAGUCUAAUAGCUUUAAAUGGGAGAAUAUGGAGUGAGAAAUAUAGAGAGCUAUAGUUGGCCAAAAAUUAGAAGGGGUGGCCACAUGGAAAAUUUUUGGUACUUGUUUCCUACCUCCUAAAAAUUUAGCCUAUUUUUAGAGUUUAAGUCAUUAAGAUAAGAAUCAUUGCCAAAUGGUCACGAGUGUCACUUUUGUUCUAAAGAUUACUUUUAAAGGUUUUUCCAGUUCACCUCAUACUUAUUAUCGAUAUAUAUCUCAAUUUAUUCAAGAACUUAUGGAGGUAAAAUGUCAGCAAUAAACCAGACCCUGCAGAGGGUCUAACAGGAAAGUUGAAAACAAAGCCAUUGUUCUCUCUUUGAGACACCCUUAACUUCUAAGUCUUCCAUGUGAACUUAAGGCCAAAAAUCUCUAAUGUAUUAUCCACCCCCAAAGUAAGUUAUUUCUUUCCUGUUUUACACUGUGAACUAUAUUAUCUUUUUUGCUCAUUAAAGCCACAAUUAUUUAAUUUUAGGACUUGUUCUUUUAUAUGGCAUUAUGAGCAAAUAGAUUUUUUUUAAAACGUUCUAGUUAUGUAGUUAACUCUAUCUUUUUAACAAUAAAUAUAGAGAGAAACAGAUCUUCAUUAGCCCAUAAACUUCAAAGUGAUUCAUUUUAUGUCUUAGCAUCUAAAGAGAAAGAAAUACAGCUUUGGCUUUUGGUUAAAUUUUAAAUAUUUUUUCAUUCUUGAAUUUGUUGUUUUAAUGUUUUUAAGCUAGAUGUGCCAGAUUUGUUUAUAUAUUGCAGCUCAAAGUUAAUGUUUCUUAUUACUUCUUUUGAAAACCAGUAAUUCACUUAAUCUUCCCCAUGAUCACACAUUAUAUUUCUGACAUAUUAACAAAAUAGAAUUAAAUAGAAGAAGGGGGUACAAUUGGAAUUUGACCACUCCCUCUUAUAGUACUAACCAAAACUUAUGCUUUAUUCAAAAUGAGCUUACUCUGAUUUUGAAUUGGCUUUCUAAAGACCACAUCUUUAACAGCAGUAGUCAGAGUGCCCAAACACUGCCCUUUCAUUUGUGGAGACCAGUUUUAAGUAGAGCUGCAUAUAACUAGCAAUAAGUAAAUUGAAUGGUUGUAUACUAUUCAUGAACUGAAUGUUUUGAGACUUAUGUAUGAACUGGUAUUUUUUUCCCAAAAUUCUGUAUAACUUUUAAAUGGCUGGAACUACUCGUAUAUGGACUAGACUGUAUUUUUGACAUGCACAUAUUUUUGUAACUUGAAAAAAAUAAAAUUUGUCUUGACAAGUUUU